Molecule: messenger RNA, 5781 nt
Organism: Physella acuta
Lineage: Eukaryota; Metazoa; Mollusca; Gastropoda; Physidae
Product: ankyrin repeat domain-containing protein 36A
Biological process (GO): tRNA-type intron splice site recognition and cleavage; tRNA splicing, via endonucleolytic cleavage and ligation
Cellular component (GO): tRNA-intron endonuclease complex; cytoplasm
Molecular function (GO): nucleic acid binding; tRNA-intron lyase activity
Source: RefSeq, a predicted model, not a curated record
CUAGAUCUAGAUUAGAUCUUUUAUAGAAUGAGCACUUAAAGUCACUAACUAAAAGAGCUGACGGAUAGAAAUCUAUAUUUAAAACCUUGUCCAAGAUAACAUAAUCGCAGGACUAGAAUAUUUUUCACAAUGUCUAAAAAGUUAGACAAAUUCAGAAGAAAAAAGAGGGGGCAUUUACCAAAAGAUAGCCCUUUUCCCAUACCAUUGUGUUCUAGUACGGCUGACAAAGAUUGCAGGCAGUGGUAUUAUUAUACAGGCUAUAUUGAUGGCUCCUCAGUUGUCAUUACACAUUCAGGUGACAUGGAUUUUAUUUACAAGAAGGGCUUUUUUGGUAAAGGGACCUUGUCUCGUAGUUUAGCCAACUUCUGUGACCGGAAGCAAAAAGUAGAUGUCCAGUUACCUAUGACCAAAGACUUCAAAGUGUCCUGUAUACGACCUAUGGUUAUGAACAAAAGGACGUACUUGGUUCACAAAAAAUACAAAGCUUUAGCCUCUGGCAGAACGAAAGAGUACAAUGAUAUUUUGGUACAUGAAGAACGACAACAGUUUCAUUCUGAUUCAAGUAUUGAUGAAGAUAAUAGUGAUGAUAAUAUUGUUAAUUACCAGGAUGCUGCUAAAGAGGAAGCUUUUUGUCUGUUAAAUUCAUCAGAAUCAAACAUUCCUCAAUCAGUUGUUCCUAAAUUAUCAGCUUUGACAAAAUCAUAUUUGUUAGCAAUUCUUGGCCAAGUUUCAGUGCUGUCUAAGGAGCAAAUCACCACUUUUGUUCGAGUGUCAUCUGAUAUGAAUCAGUUAAAGUCUAAGUUUACUCAAUUUAGGGAAAAAGAAAUUAAUUUACUUGAAAAAAUGUAUGCAGUGAAAUAUCCUGGCCAGUUUUUCCAUAAGGGGGAAAUAAUAAAUUUAGAAGAAGAAGAAGAAAUUGAGUCACCUAUUGGUAAGAAGGAAAAAAAGGAGAAGUUAAAUGAAACAGUGGUGAUUCUUGAUAGUGAUGAGGAAGAUGAUGAUGAAAUGAAAGACUCACAAAAUGUUAAUACAGAAGAGAAUGUUGAAAAAAGUAAGAAUGAGGAAAAAGGUUGGAAUGAUUAUGAUGAGGGAGAUGAAACAUUUUGGGGGUCAAAGAAUGAUAACAAACCACCAUUGAACACUAACGUAACUAGUAGUGAUGAGAACUUGUCAAAAGAAGAAAGCACAGUUAAGGUAGAUACACUUUCAGAGCAUACAGACAUACAGAGUUCUGGGUCUCUUGAUGUAGAGCUGGCUGAAAAAAAACAAAAGGAUUCAGAUGGUGAAAAACUGAAAGAGGAGACUAGCUUAGAUAGACAGGGUUCAGAUGGUGAAAAACUGAAAGAGGUGACUAGCUUAUUAGAUAGACAGGAUUCAGAUGGUGAAAAACUGAAGGAGGAGACUAGCUUAGAUAGGCAGGGUUCAGAUGGUGAAAAACUGAAAGAGGUGACUAGCUUAGAUAGACAGGUUUCAGAUGGUGAAAAACUGAAGGAGGAGACUAGCUUAGAUAGACAGGGUUCAGAUUCAGAUGGUGAAAAACUGAAGGAGGUGACUAGCAUAGAUAGACAGGGUUCAGAUGGUGAAAAACUGAAAGAGGAGACUAGCUUAGAUAGACUGGAUUCAGAUGGUGAAAAACUGAAGGAGGUGACUAGCUUAGAUAGACAGGUUUCAGAUGGUGAAAAACUGAAAGAGGACACUAGCAUAGACAGACAAGGUUCAGAUUCAGAUGGUGAAAAACUGAAGGAGGUGACUAGCAUAGAUAGACAGGGUUCAGAUUCAGAUGGUGAAAAACUGAAAGAGGAGACUAGCUUAGAUAGACAGGGUUCAGAUGGUGAAAAACUGAAAGAGGUGACUAGCAUAGAUAGACAGGGUUCAGAUUCAGAUGGUGAAAAACUGAAGGAGUCACAAUUUGGUAGCAAGAGUUUAACAGAGACAGAUGAGAAAGGAAAUCCCUCUGGCAACACUGUCAGCUUGUCUUUAGAUAAAGAUAUGAUUACUAAUUAUUUUUCUGCUCAGGCUGAUACUGAGAAAAAUACAGAGGAGAUAGAGUCUGACAAGCCAAGAACAAUUUUCUUAGACCUGGAAACAAGUAAGAUUAAAACAGCUGAACCUUCUAGUCAAAACAAAGCACAAAACAUAACUGUUUUAGAAGAAGAUGAAAACAGUUGUACAGCUCAUGAGAGCUCUAAUUGCAGUGAUGAUGUAAUAUGCAUUGAAUCAAAGUCUAUAGAUGGUGAAAAAUGUAAGCAACUUUUACUUAAUUCGAACAAGUUAAAGAAAAAAAAUCCUGUUGUAACUAAAUCAGUUAUUUUUAUGAGCAAUAAUUAUAAAGAACCAACAUAUGUUUCUGCUAAAGUUGGCUUUCAUUCCUGGAAACAAGUUCUUCAUUUUAAUUUUACUGGUGACCAAACUCACUUGCCCACCUCAAUGUGUGUGGCAUUUGAUAAAAGUCAGUCUGGAACUUGUAGCAAGCUAGAGCCAUCUCAGGUUGUCUAUGAGCGCUUGUAUCCACCGAUUACUUCCCUGAUACCUAACUCAAAAUCCAAAGGUGCAGUCAUGAAACAAAGACUUUCUGCGCUGCCGAAGCUGGGUGAAGCAUACAGCAAUGUCAGAUCAAAAAUGUCUCAAACUUUCAGACACAUUUUGUCAAAUGUUAAGCAACCUCAAGUGAUCCCACAUAACAAGUCUUCAGCGCAUCAGCAGGCAGCCAGUAGUACCAGGCAUAAAGAAAUUUCAGUCAGUUCCACAGCAUCUGCAUUCAAAAACUCCCCCACAGUAGACCUCUCUUAUUUAUCAGAGUAUCUGAACAUUUAUAAAAAACAUAUUUUUUUGGGUGAUGAAGCUAGUAUCAAAACUGAAAAGGAUAGAAAAUCAGAUGGCUGUAGUUCAGAGAUAAAUCCACAUUCUUCAGGCAACUCAGAUUCAAUUGCAGAAAUGGUCAAGUCUCUUCAAUUAGUGUUUACUUCCAGCAUAGAGUCAUCACAUCACAAAAAUCUAAGUAGUCUAAGUCUUAAAUUGAACAAAAUAUUGUCAAAGCUUUUUGUUCAUCUAUCACCACAAACUGAACAUGAAUUAUUGUGUCUCUUAUUGUUGAAAAAGGAGAGCUCAUCUCAUAUUACCAAAGAAAACAUUGCUGAAGCUGUAAACACUUUAAGUUCCUUCAAUUUAAAUAUACUUGACAUCCGUUAUCAGUAUUUAACUGGUCAGUUACAAGACCAAGAGACAAGAAUCAGAGAGGAUCCAAAUAUAUUGGGAAACCAAAACAAAUGUGAAAUUAAGUCUGGAAAUGUUGAGAACAACCAAGAUGGGGUGCAAGCUAAUGACAAAAGUGGAACAUCCAAGCGCAAAAAGAGUUUAGACAUUAAUCAAGGACUUGACAGAAAAAAAGCUAAAACUGAUUUGUCAAUUGUAAACAUUGAAUGUAAAGAUACUGUUGACAGCCCUACUGAUAUUGACAAGUCAGGACAUCCCAGUCCUAGUGAUAUUGACAUGACAACAAACAAGGAAGUGAGUUUAAGCAAAACUAAUGUUGGAGAAGUAAUUGCACCACAUGCUAAUGUUAGCAAAAGUAGUGUGGAUAAUUUGAUGGAUGCUCAGGUGGACUCAAGUAAUGAAGAUAAUUUGAUGGAUGCUCAGGUUGAUGCCAGUAAUGAAGAUAAUUUGAUGGAUGCUCAAGUGGAUGCAAGUAAUGAAGAUAGUUUGAUGGAUGCUGAUGUUGAUAAAAACAAAGAUAGUUUGAUGGAUGCUGAAAUUAAAAAAAAAGGUGAAGAUAGUUUGGUUAACACAGCUGAUGAUAACCAAUUAAGAGAAUCAGCAAUGAUUGUCUCUAGUCCAUUAAGUGAAAGAGGGAAACAUGAGCAGCUAACAGCCAGUGUAGAGAAGGGAGUCAGCUCUGAGACUGUGGUAGCUGGCAGCAGUGAAGAUAACCAGAUCUGUAUAGAGAGUAGCUCUGAAGAUGACUGUGAUAGGGUUCAGUCAUCCAAGUCAUAUACCUAUUCUGGUGAGAAGCAGGUCCAUCCAUUUAGUAGAUCUGAUGAUGAAGACUGUGACACAUUUGUACAUGACAAUACAUCAGAUGACAGUUUGGAUGAAUUCAGUGAAAACUUAAGUAAAUCAUUGAAAAAAACAAAAUGGCGGCCAUGUUUAAAAAAAGAUCCUUAUCCUACUGAAGAAGUCAUUCAUCUAAUGCUGGAAGAGGCUUAUUUCUUGUCUUAUGGUCUAGGGUGUUUAAGAGUCAUUGACCCAGAACAGAAAGUAUUAAGUCUAACUCAGAUGUGGCAGCAAUUUCAAGUCCUGAAAGAGAACUUUGUACCAAAUUAUGUUGCUUAUCAUUACUUUCGGAGCAAGGGCUGGGUACCUAAGUCAGGGCUGAAGUUUGGAUGUGAUCUAGUUCUUUACAAAGAAGGACCUCCUUAUUUCCAUGGCAGUUAUGCUGUGAAUAUAAUCGCAGUUACAGACAAUACAUUGUUGCCAUGUGACAGGGGGGAUGGCUGCAACUUUGACCAAAGACAACCCAGCUGGAUCUCUUUAGCGGCACAAAACAGGAUAACGGAACAUGUGGCAAAGGAAUUGUUGCUGUGCUAUGUUGUGUGGCCUGCGUACCUCAACAAAGAAGAACUUCUUAGCCCUACUUGUAUCUCCAAAUUUAAAGUUAAGGAAGUUCUUGUUUCCAGGUGGAUGGCCACACAAGAAAGAGAAAGUAAAGAAGAAAUUCCUUAAGGAAGUGAUUAAAUAGUGGUGCUAGCUAAAUGUCCCUGGCUAAUUUCAUUUAGUGAUUUGAUGAAAACAGAGUUACCUCAACUUAAAAGUUUUUGUUUGGGUGAAAAAAGAUUUCUGUGAAACGACCUAUUUUUAAUCCAAAUCCAAACCAACAGUGUUAUGAGAUAAUAAAUGGCUUCAAAUGUUAUUUCUAUGUUACUUUCCAGCAAUUGAGCUAGCCAACACUGACAAAAUAGUUGACAUUUAGCAAUGCUACAUUUUUUUCUAGGCUCAUUGUAUAUGCAGUAAACCACAGUGAGGUCAAAUUUAAGCACAACAGAUUUUAUGUUCCAGAAAUAUUUGUUGAAUAGAAAUGUUUUGAAAUGGGGAAUCAGUGUAGUAACCUCUAGUUUAUUUUAGAGAUUGAAAACCUCUAGUGGCUAGAGUUUGCAUAUUUUAACAUGUUUGUUGAUGGUUGGUUGUAGUUUAUGCCUGUUAUUGUAUGAUAACAUUGGUGUAGACUUUUAAUUACAUGGUUUUUGUACAUCUGUAAUUAUAUGAUAAUAUAGAUGUAGGCCUGUAAUUGUAUAUUGUUGAUACAGGCCUGUAAGUGUAAUUGUAUACCAUUGAUACAGGCAUGUCACGUCAGUCAUUACUGAAGAGCUUUACUGUCAAUAUCUAGAGAUGACAUGUUCUGGUAUGAAUCAUCUGUUCUUUAUCAUAAUAAGUAGCAGGGAACAUUUCUUUGGCUCAUUUUUGCUCCCUUUUUAAAAACAAGAACUAUUUUCGAUUUGUAUGGAUUAAAAUAUCUCUUUAAAAUCAUUAAUAAAUUUGUUGGUUUUUUUUCAUUGAUACACUCUCAAUGGUGUUUCAUCUUGUACAUGAUAACAGUGAUAAUUUCCAGACAUUUUAUUUUAUGUCUCUAUUUUUCUUUAUAAAUAAUACCUCAUAAAAUUGAAAUGAGGCUUAAUAGACAGCAUGUCUAAUGUAACAAAACCCUUUUGUAAGAUUAAUAUUUUUAAAAAUGACUAAACUUCUACUAACUGGUUAUUUUUCACCAGACAUCUUAAGGAAUACAUAUUC